This is a messenger RNA of Macadamia integrifolia, 385 nucleotides long. Its product is annotated as fatty alcohol:caffeoyl-CoA acyltransferase-like. The annotation marks the transcript as partial. NCBI's taxonomy places the organism in Eukaryota, Viridiplantae, Streptophyta, Magnoliopsida, Proteales, Proteaceae. The record is from RefSeq and is a predicted model, not a curated record. The transcript has a single exon.
UGUAGCCGCAUAUGCCAGGGUGACCAUCAGGGAACUAGAAGUGGCUUCAAUUGCCCGCGUAGUGGAGCUGGUCUCAGAGAGAGCCACAAGAAUGAGUGAUGAGUACAUUAAAUCUGCUAUUGAUUGUGGAGAAUUGAGUAAGAGGGUCCCAUAUAGUGAUAUCCUCAUAUCAUCAUGGUGGAAAUUAGGGUUCUCUAACGCGAACUACCCUUGGGGAAGACCCAAGUACAAUUGUCCUGUGGUCCACCACAGGAAGAACAUUAUAGUGUUCUUCCCAGACAUUGAGGGGCCUACCAGUGGUGAUGGGGUGAACAUUUUAGUGGAUUUUCCAUUGAAGGAAAUGGAGAAGUUCCAAGCCCUCUUCAAUAAAUCCCCUGUUGCAUAA